CUUUCCAUAUAUAUUAUAAUUCUCUUUGAUUCUGACAUUCGAUUCUUGUCUCAUAAUUUCUAUUUAGCCCCGUUACUCGCGUCUCGCUACCUAUUUUUCACAGUGCAGUCCGCAACCCGCUAGCAGUAGAUAGUCACUAUCAUUUACUAUCCGACAUCAGUUUUUAUUGUACUGUACAUUUGGUCGGACGGAUUUCGGCCAUUUCUUUUUAUAUUUUAGAACUAGUGAUUUUUUAUAAGAUUCUUUAAAGAUGUCGAAGAUCAAGGCUGGACCCGUAGUUGACAUCUUGGGUGAUGAGAUGACAAGAAUCAUCUGGGAUCUCAUAAAAGAAAAACUCAUUCUUCCAUUUUUAGAUAUUGAACUGCAUGUGUAUGACUUAGGUAUGGAGAACCGUGAUCAAACUGAUGACCAAGUCACAAUUGACUGUGCUAAUGCUGUCAAGAAGUACAAUGUUGGUAUCAAAUGCGCCACAAUCACCCCUGAUGAGAAGAGAGUAGAGGAAUUCAAGUUGAAGAAAAUGUGGAAGAGUCCCAACGGUACUAUCCGUAACAUUCUUGGAGGUACUGUAUUUAGGGAGGCAAUUAUUUGCAAGAAUAUUCCUCGUCUUGUCACUGGCUGGGAGAAGCCUAUCAUCAUCGGUCGUCAUGCGCAUGCUGACCAGUACAAGGCGACAGACUUUGUUGUACCUGGUGAAGGUAAAUUGGAGCUAAUUUUCACACCACCAUCUGGGGAGCCGAUUAGGCAUGUUGUUAAUGAGUACAAAGGUCCUGGUGUAGCUCUGGGUAUGUUCAACACUGAUGCAUCAAUUGUUGAUUUUGCUCAUUCAUCAUUUAAGUAUGCCUUGGAAAGGAAAUAUCCUCUGUACCUGAGCACUAAGAACACAAUCCUCAAGAAGUAUGAUGGCCGUUUCAAGGAUAUCUUCCAAGACAUCUAUGACAAGGAAUACAAAUCUCAGUUUGAAGCUGCUGGUAUCUGGUAUGAGCACAGGCUUAUUGAUGACAUGGUAGCUUAUGCCAUGAAAUCAGAAGGUGGUUUUGUAUGGGCAUGCAAGAACUAUGAUGGAGAUGUUCAAUCUGACUCUGUUGCCCAGGGUUAUGGUUCUCUUGGUCUUAUGACAUCGGUGCUUAUUUGUCCUGAUGGUAAAACUGUGGAAGCCGAGGCUGCCCAUGGUACUGUCACCAGACACUACCGCUUCUACCAGCAAGGAAAGGAGACAUCCACCAAUCCCAUCGCCUCUAUUUUCGCUUGGACCAGAGGCCUCCUUCACCGUGCCAAGCUAGACAAUAAUAACGAACUUAAAAACUUCGCCGAAACACUAGAAAAGGUGUGCAUCGACACUAUUGAGUCUGGUGUGAUGACCAAGGACCUUGCUAUUUGCAUCAAGGGAAUGAGCAAUGUGAAGAGAUCUGACUAUUAUGAAACAUUUGAGUUUAUGGACAAACUCGCCGAAAACCUAAAAGCCGCCUUAGGAAAAUGACUACAUCACAAGAAGAAAUGUAGUUUGUGAAACUAUAUACUUAACUUUUUACUCGACAGUAAUCUUUAUUACAAAGGAAUAAGGGUAUUUUGUAUUUGAAGCAUUUAUUUAUUAAUAUUUAUUACCGUAAUAAAUGCAUUUUUGAUUAUCUAA
This is a messenger RNA of Manduca sexta (tobacco hornworm), 1630 nucleotides long. It is a transcript of the gene Idh, whose product is annotated as isocitrate dehydrogenase [NADP] cytoplasmic. Gene Ontology annotation, molecular function: magnesium ion binding; NAD binding; isocitrate dehydrogenase (NADP+) activity. Gene Ontology annotation, biological process: isocitrate metabolic process. The record is from RefSeq and is a predicted model, not a curated record. Gene Ontology annotation, cellular component: cytosol; peroxisome; mitochondrion. The transcript is spliced from 2 exons. The coding region runs from base 251 to 1477 and encodes 408 amino acids. NCBI's taxonomy places the organism in Eukaryota, Metazoa, Arthropoda, Insecta, Lepidoptera, Sphingidae.